CAUUCAGGGGGAAGAGUAGGAAUGAUGUCAUUGUUUGUAGUCCGCUAUAGAAGAACAUGGCCGCAGCUUUCAUCCUUUCUCUAUCAUUGUCAAAUACUUAAAUGCUAGUUGAUAGUAGAAUCCCACCAGGUAGGAUUAAGGAAACAAGGCGGUGAAUAUCCUUUAACAGCUGGAUAGCCGGCUGGAUAGAUGCUCAUCAAUCACUCAAAAAUUAGACAUAGACCUAAAACCUGGGGCAACAAGCACAAUGCUACGCUCAGCCUGGAUCUCUGGCUUUAUCGUAUAUUAUGAGAAGACAGCAGAGUAAAGGAGCAGGUGUGGUCUAGAAAUGAAGAGUAAAGAAACACGUAAACGAGGUUUCGACGGACAAACGCUGCACUAAAAGAGAACUGGGGAGGAAGAGCAGAAGAAAUCUACCAGUUUAAUAUCUUCUGAUUACAAUGAUGGCAGCUAAGUCGGAUGGGGUCUUGAAAUUAAAGAGGAGCGAUGUGGCCUUCACGCCGUUGCAGAACUCCGAGCACUCCGGCUCGGUGCAGGGGCUGCACCUGGGACAACAGACCGACUCGGCAUGCACCCUGGACGUGGAUUUUCCGAACGGGGAAUCUCAGUGCUGCGGUCGGGGCGGGUCCAACUCGCCUUGCUUCCGUCUAAGCAGAGAACAGCAAAAAUAUGUGAUAUGGGACUGCUUGUGGAUUGUUGCCGCAGUGUCAGUUUAUCUGGCUGAUGUAGGAACCGACGUGUGGCUUUCAGUCGAUUACUAUCUUCGCCAGGACUAUUGGUGGUUCGGCUUGACGCUUUUUUUUGUGGUGCUGGGUUCGUUUUCGGUCCAGCUGUUUAGUUUUCGAUGGUUCGUCGCUGACUUCAGCACAGAGGACAACGUUGAAUCUGCCGUCGGUUGCCCCCAGUUGGACGGGAGUAAGCUACUGUUGAGCGGCUCGGCCUCUCAAAGCGAUGUUCCCGUUCAGCAGCACCCGACCACACCGCAGAGGCAGAUGUCAACUGCCAGCAAGAACACUGCUAGUAACAGCACCGGCAGUACGGCGAUUGGCAGAAGAGGCACGAAACGGUCGCCCUAUUACUCAGUCUGUGUGUGGUUAUGCCAGUCCAUAAUACACGUUCUCCAGCUGGGUCAGAUAUGGAGGUAAGGUGAUCGGUGUUCUCAGCACAAAUUCUCAGCACAAAUCUUUUUCCCAAGUCGAUAAAUUUUUUGCAGCUUUGUGUCUUAGUUACAUUUUUGUUUAAUAUAUCUGGUUUGCUCGCUUUGAUUUAGCUGGCUUUAGACACAUCCUUGAGAAAGCAGUUUGACAAUUAACAAUUAACAAUUAAUUAGUUUGUACAAAAAUCACAUGUAAAUGUUGUUGGAACUAUCAUGUCAGCCUAAUAUUGAAAAUUAAAAUUAGCUUCUCAGUAGAGUAAGGGAAAACAAUGUCAGUAAAGUAUUAACAAAUCUCUGAGCUUUUUUGCAGUUUUGUAACCAUGGUCACUUACAACUUCUACAGUCGUCUGUUGUUGCCCAAAAUGAUUUCACUCAAACUAUUAAAAAGUUGUGCUUCUUCUAUGUCUACAUAGAAGAAGACUGAGUGCUGUCAGCAGGCCUACCAAGAAAUCUUUAUUAGAUUGCCUUUUUGACAGGGCAAGUGGAGAACUGCUUCUUUCAAAUUAAAAGUCUCAAGCAUAGAUACAUAUUGUCAAAUUUAAGCUUAAAAA
Messenger RNA from Poecilia latipinna (sailfin molly), 1707 nucleotides. RefSeq names its product XK-related protein 4-like. Gene Ontology annotation, cellular component: plasma membrane. Gene Ontology annotation, biological process: apoptotic process involved in development; engulfment of apoptotic cell; phosphatidylserine exposure on apoptotic cell surface. Lineage: Eukaryota; Metazoa; Chordata; Actinopteri; Cyprinodontiformes; Poeciliidae. The record is from RefSeq and is a predicted model, not a curated record. The coding region runs from base 441 to 1145 and encodes 234 amino acids. The transcript has a single exon.